AACGCACUUCCUUCGUAUUUUAUUAUCUCUUUUAGGGAUCGUUUUUCAAACAAAUUUUGCCUUGCCAUAAGCAAUACAACCAUGGCAAGGAUCUCUCUGUUGUUCUCUUUAGCCUUUGUUCUAGCCCUCGGCUCAUUGUUCCUUUCUGUUUCCGGUCACGCUCCUCCCGUGACACCGCGAAAACCGGCAUGUCCAAAAACCGUAUCUGAGAUCCAGACCUUACCUUUUGCCGAAAUCACUGAGAUCCUAAACCGGAAAGAGCGGUUUGCCCCGCAAACCCCUGAGUUCGAGGUAAUGUUCUCAAUGUGCAAAGGCUACGUGGCAUACCUUGAGAGCCUCUACAAGUUUGAGAAUCCCAUUGUAGAUGUUUUAGGAAUAGCCAAGGCCAGAUACGCCCUAAUGACCAAGGCAAUUCUUGCUGCACAAGCUAGUGUUAGCGGUAAGGUCAAUAAGAAAACUUCUUUGAAGCUAAAGAAAACCUAUGCUGAUUUGACAAAAGGGUUUCUCCAGAUUAAAGAAACGAUUGUCAAGAUAUCAGCCAAACAUGAAUACAAGGCUGAUGCUAAGAUCACGGCUCACGAAGCGAAAAAGCUCAAUCACGCUAUGAUAAAUUUCAAGAAUUCGAUUAAUGUUUUCAUGAAUGUGGUUAACAAUCUUGAGAAGAAGAAGAUGAAGAAAAUAGGUCUUCACGCAAGAGCACUUGGAGAAAGACGUGAAAAAGUACGAAAUGCUUUCAAAAGUUUUUUCAAUAAGUUUGGUGGUUAUCUAGGAGGUAAAACUCAUGGAAGAGAACUAACAGAAGCUAAAUACAACGCUAAUUCUCAUGUUGGUGCUGACGUCAAAGGAUUUGAAUCCAUUUUAGAUAAAUUUUCUGGCUUCUUUAAUGGUUAUCUCGGAGGUCAAACUCACCGAAGAGAACUCUUUAACCAACUACCAGGCGUAGAGCAAGCCGAUGAAAAAAUUGCUAUCCAUGCUUCUUUGGCACAAAAAGUUCGCGGAAGAAGAGGUCGCGGAAGGGAACUCUAUAUCGUAGAUCGUCCGGCCAGAGGCAAUGCCAAAGCUCCGACCGGUGAAAUAUCCGAAGAGUUUUCCCAAAGCAACUUUGAUAAAUUUUUUGGUGAUUUUUUCGGAGAUAAAAUGCGCGGUAAAGCUCACAAAAGAGAACUCUAUUUCGUAGAUUCUGCCAGAAUCAAGGCCGAAGCUCCGGCUGGAAUCAAUGCCGCAGCUCCUACUAGUGAAAUAGAGAACGAAUUGUCCCAAAGCGUUUUCGAUAAAUAUUUAGGUCAGUUUUUCGGAGAUAAAAUUCGCGGUAAAGCGCAAAGAAGAGAACUAUAUGCUCAAUCUCCGUUAUUUAAAGAUUUCUUCAAUGUUGGAUUUGGAGGUAAAGCUCAAUAUGAUGCCGCGGGGAAGAUGAAAGUCGCCGGACAAGAUGGAUUCAGGGCACUGAAGAGGCCACAUUACAAACAUUUUGCUUCGACGAAGGCAUAAUUUUAUGCAUUUUUUCACAACAGAGGAAGGAAGCCAUGAGUUCAUCUUUAUUAAAAUUAUGUGUUUGUUUUUCAAUAAAAUACGAAGGAAGGGAAUUGCCUUGCGAUAUUUAUCUAUAUGUAACUUUGUAAAAGUUGCAGUAUUUUUAAUUAAUAACAUUCUUAUCG
This is a messenger RNA of Arabidopsis arenosa, 1655 nucleotides long. The record is from the annotation of a GenBank genome assembly. Lineage: Eukaryota; Viridiplantae; Streptophyta; Magnoliopsida; Brassicales; Brassicaceae.